Messenger RNA from Tachyglossus aculeatus (Australian echidna), 1921 nucleotides. It is a transcript of the gene CRHBP, whose product is annotated as corticotropin releasing hormone binding protein. The record is from RefSeq and is a predicted model, not a curated record. Bases 1 to 1158 code for a protein of 385 amino acids. The transcript is spliced from 8 exons. NCBI's taxonomy places the organism in Eukaryota, Metazoa, Chordata, Mammalia, Monotremata, Tachyglossidae. Gene Ontology annotation, molecular function: corticotropin-releasing hormone binding. Gene Ontology annotation, biological process: negative regulation of corticotropin secretion; negative regulation of corticotropin-releasing hormone receptor activity; hormone-mediated signaling pathway.
AUGAAGAAGGGAAAAGGAGAAAGAAAAGAGAAGGUAAAGGAUUGCAGUUGCAACUCAGAAGGAAAAGAGGGCACACGGCCCCCGGCCCGCCCAGCCCACACCCCCGGGGGGCAGGAGGCCAACCAGGGCAGGGCCAAGCCGGGCCAGCUGGGCAGCAUGCCGCCGCCUUGCCAACUUGGAUGCCCCUUCCUGCUGCUGCAGCUGCAGCUGCUGCUGCAGCUCCUGGCCGCGCUAAGCGGGGAGGGCCGCUCCCUGCAGGCACCUGCACCCCUGGGGACCCCCCAACACAACCCCGCUCCUCCCCUCCAGCUGCGGGAUGCGGCCGUGGACCUGUCGGCGGGGGGCCUGCCCUACCAACGCCCGCUGCGAUGCAUCGACAUGCUGAGCGUCGAGGGCCGGUUCACCUUAAACGCGGCGCAGCCCCAGCUGAACUGCGCUGCCUUCUUCAUCUCCGAGCCCCAAGAGCUCAUCACCAUCCACUUCGACCUGGUCAGCAUCGACUGUCGGGCCGGGGACUUCCUAAAGGUGUUUGAUGGCUGGAUUCUCAAAGGGGAGAAAUUCCCUAGUGCCGAGGACCACCCUCUCCCCAUGUCUGAGCGCUACAUUGAUCUCUGUGAAAACAACGUAGGAAGGAGCAUCAACUCUUCCCAGAAUGUGGCGAUGAUUUUCUUCAGGAUCCACAAACCAGGAAAUGGCUUUACUGUCUCCAUAAGGAAAAUCUGGAGCCUCUUCCCCUGCAAUGUCAUCUCUCAAACCCCCAGUGGAGGGUUCACCAUGGUCAUACCUCACCAGCACCGAAACUGCAGCUUCUCCAUCAUUUAUCCUGUGGUUAUGCAAAUAACCAAUCUCACCUUGGGCAGUUUCAGUCACCUUCAGCUAAAGGGACCCUCAGCAGGAUGUGGGAGGGCUGGAGAUUUCGUGGAGCUGCUGGGUGGGACAAGCUUGGACCCUUCAAAGAUGAAGCUUUUAACUGACGUGUGCUACCCCUUUCAAAGGCCAGUCCAAAUGAAGAUCGGCUGUGACAACGUGGUCCUGCGGCUGGUCUCUAGUGGGAAACAUGUCAAUCAGGUGACGUUUGAAUAUCAUCAGCUGGCGCCGAAUGACCUGGCAACACAACAGGGGAGCAGUACUAUGGAAUUUUGUUUUCCUGGUACUUGAAUCAGGGCUGACAGCCAGAGAGUCGAGUGAAGGUUGGGCUGGAUAACCCACGUCUUAAUUUGGAUCUCCUGGUGUGACUGACCCUUGCUACGUUCCACACAUUUCCCUUUCUGCAUUCUGAGCCUCAAUCUGGAAAGGCGCCUGGUUCAUUUUUUUGAGUUUUCCAUUAUCUUCCCUCUGUUCCUUCUUCAUGGAUAGCUAUACAUUGCCUCUCUGGCAGACAACCAUCAUAGUUUGGCCACGAUAAACACAGAAUUGUACUUUUCAAGCCCUUAGUACAGUGCUCUGCACACAGUAAGCACUCAAUAAAUACGAUUGAAUGAAUGAAUGAAUGGAUGAGUUAUGAGCAGGAACACUUGUCAAUCCUUCAGAUGUUACAAGUUCAACCCCAUGAGAAAUGUAAAAGAUCUCAAAGAGUAUUCAACAGUGUAGUAGUCCCUGGACAUCAGGUGCAAACUCCAAAAGGAUAUCUGAUGAUGACUUACACACACAUCAGUUUUAUAACAGGAAACCCAGUGUUUGUGUCUGCGGCAGCAAUCACUUGAGAAUGCACUAUUAUUUAUUUAGUUGUAAUAACUUGUUUUUAUUAAAACUUGAAAGCAUGGGAAAACCUUCCCUCCCACAAGUCCAAACAUGAAUAAGUACGUUCAGAGUGUUGGUAAAUUCUCAUUAGACUGUGUGUUUGACAAGAGUAGCUCUCUGCCUUAGUCUCUUCAGAGAUCUUUUGCCAUCUUGUUGAGAAUAAAAAACUCUUGGAAUUGAU